AUGACAGUCGAGGUGAAGUCUGCCUCCGAGAGGUACCAGAAGAUUUCACAAUUAGAACAUAUUCUAAAGAGACCUGACACGUAUAUUGGGUCGGUGGAGUCUCAGGAGCAGCAGCAAUGGGUCCAUGAUGAAGAAGCCGAUCAGAUGAUCGAGAAGACAGUACAGAUUGUGCCGGGCUUGUAUAAGAUUUUCGACGAGAUUCUGGUUAACGCUGCCGACAACAAGGUUCGAGAUCCCUCAAUGAAGAAGAUCGAAGUCAACAUCCAGCAAGAAGAGAAUUUUAUCGAGAUUAAAAACGAUGGAAAAGGUAUUCCUAUCGAGAUCCAUGAAAAGGAAAAGAUAUAUAUUCCCGAAUUGAUCUUCGGCCAUUUGCUAACGUCGUCGAACUAUGACGAUAACGAAAAAAAGGUAACUGGUGGAAGAAACGGUUAUGGGGCAAAGCUUUGUAACAUCUUUUCGACCGAAUUUAUACUGGAGACAGCCGAUCCUGUGAUCGGCAAGAAGUACGCUCAAAAAUGGGAAAACAAUAUGGGCACUUGUAACCCACCUAAGAUAACUUCCUAUAAGAAAGGGCCUUCUUAUACAAAAGUCUCCUUCCGGCCAGAUCUUAAAAGAUUUGGGAUGGAGAGGCUUGAUGAUGACAUAAUCGGUGUGUUACGACGUCGUGUUUACGACAUUAAUGGGUCAGUUCGGGACAUCAGCGUGUAUUUGAAUGGUAAGUGUCUGAAGAUAAGAAACUUCAAAAACUAUGUGGAGCUGUACAUUAAGUCUCUCGAGAAAAGACGCUUAGCGAAAACCAGCGAAUCAAGCGAUGAACAGAUGAAAAUGCCAACCAUUUUGUAUGAGCGAGUUAAUAACUGUUGGGAAAUAGCGUUUGCUGUCUCAGAUAUAUCAUUUCAGCAAAUCUCGUUUGUUAACUCGAUUGCGACUACUUCAGGGGGCACCCAUAUCAACUACAUCACUGACCAAAUAAUUAAGAAGGUUUCUGAACUUCUUAAAAAGCAGAAGAAAUCGAUUAAACCAUUUCAGAUCAAGAAUCAUCUGUUUCUCUUCGUCAAUUGUCUAAUCGAGAAUCCCGCAUUUACAUCUCAGACGAAAGAGCAAUUGACCACUAGAGUAAGAGACUUUGGAUCUCGUUGCGAAGUUUCUGAUGAUUACAUCAAAAAAAUCAUGCGGACUGAUCUGCAAGCUAGAAUUCUAGAGAUAGCUACUGAAAAUGAAAACAAUGCCUUAAAAAAAUCAGACGGCUCUCGUAAAAAUAGAAUCACAGAUUAUCCCAAACUAGAGGACGCCAAUAAGGCCGGUACAAAAGAUGGUCACAAGUGCACUCUUGUCUUGACAGAGGGAGAUUCAGCUUUGUCGCUGGCUGUUGCAGGGUUAUCCGUUGUCGGUAGGGAUUACUACGGUUGCUAUCCAUUAAAAGGGAAGAUAUUGAAUGUUCGGGAAGCUACGGCGGAUCAGAUUUUAAAAAAUGCUGAGAUUCAAGCAAUAAAAAAGAUUAUGGGUCUGCAGCAUCGGAAAAGAUAUGAAAAUACUAGCUCUUUGAGGUACGGUCAUCUGAUGAUCAUGACAGACCAAGAUCACGAUGGUUCGCAUAUCAAAGGUUUGAUAAUAAACUUUCUGGACAGCUCUUUUCCGGGUCUUCUGGAUAUUCCAGGUUUCCUUGUCGAAUUCAUCACACCUAUUGUAAAGGUCACAAUCACAAGGCCCCGGAAGGAAGUUAUAUCUUUCUACAACAUGCCAGAUUACGAAAAAUGGAGAGCAGAGGAAUCCCAUAGGUAUACUUGGAAGCAGAAGUAUUACAAAGGUCUGGGAACAUCUUCAAGUCAAGAGGUUCGUGCUUACUUCUCUGAUCUAGAUCGACAUCUCAAGAAGUUUCAUGCUCUAGAAUCUGGAGAUAAGGAACUCAUAGAGUUGGCUUUUGCUAAGAAAAAAGCUGACGAUCGAAAGGAGUGGCUAAGGCAGUAUGAACCUGGAACAGUGUUGGAUCCGCAACUGACAGAAAUUCCGAUCAGUGAUUUCAUUAACAAGGAGCUAAUUUUGUUUUCGCUAGCCGAUAAUAUAAGAUCUAUUCCAAACGUUUUGGAUGGUUUCAAGCCUGGUCAAAGAAAAGUCCUUUUCGGCGUCUUCAAGCGUAAGAUGCAGACAGAUAUCAAAGUGGCCCAACUUGCUGCUUAUGUUGCCGAACAAACUGCUUAUCAUCAUGGUGAGCCAGCUCUAGCUCAAACGAUCGUGGGUCUAGCACAAAACUUUGUCGGAUCUAACAAUAUCAAUUUGCUUAAACCUAAUGGUGCUUUCGGUACCAGAGCUACCGGUGGUAAAGAUGCGGCCGCAGCCAGAUAUCUUUAUACAGAACUGAGUAAGAUUACGAAGAAGAUCUUUCAUCCUUCUGAUGAUCCAUUAUACCAGUAUGUUCAGGAGGAUGAGGCUACUGUGGAGCCGGUAUGGUAUCUUCCUAUCAUACCGAUGGUGUUGGUAAAUGGAGCAGAAGGUAUUGGAACUGGUUGGAGCACCAAUAUUCCUCCCUUCAAUCCGGUGGACAUUGUGAAGAACUUGAAACACUUAAUGAAUAAAGAACCGCUCGAAGAAAUGCACCCAUGGUACAAAGGCUGGGGAGGAACGUUAGAGAAGCUUGAUUCUCAGAGAUAUCGUAUGUACGGGAAGAUCGAGCAGAUAGGAGAAACGACCCUGCAGAUCACCGAGCUACCAGCAAGAACUUGGACCUCAACUAUAAAGGAAUACUUGCUACUAGGCUUGAGUGGCAAUCAGAAGACUAAACCGUGGAUCAAAGAUAUGGAAGAGCAGCACGGAGAUACUAUCAAAUUCAUCAUCGAACUUACGCAGGAAGAAAUGGAGAAAACGAGGAAAAUAGGAUUCUACGAGAGGUUUAAACUAACUUCCUCUAUUAGCCUUAGCAACAUGGUUGCCUUCAGUCCACAAAAUAAAAUUAAAAAAUAUGAGAGUGUCGCAGAAAUUCUCGAGGAGUUCUUCCAUGUCAGGUUAGAGUACUACCAGAAGCGUAAAGAUUUUAUGGCCAACAGGCUGCAAUGGGAAGUUGAGAAGUUUUCGCAUCAAGUUCGAUUCAUUAAAAUGAUUAUUGAAAAGGAGCUCACAGUGACAAACAAACCGCAUAAACUUAUCAUUUCCGAGCUGGAAUCGCUUGGCUUUCCUAGAAUUAAUAAAGAGGGGAAGCCUUCUUACGGUAAGCCCGACGAGCAGAUCAAAGAAAUUGCUGAUGAUGAGUUAACUGAAGAAGCGGACGACGAGGCUGUAGCAGCCGGCAGCGACAUCAAUAACGGACCAGAAGAGGUAUACGGUUCCUACGAAUAUCUGCUUGGUAUGCGAAUUUGGUCCUUGACGAAGGAAAGAUACGAAAAGCUCUUAAAGCAAAAACAGGAGAAGCAAGUGGAACUGGAAAUACUAUUGAAGCUUUCAGCACAACAGCUAUGGGAAAAUGAUUUAGAUGAAUUUGCAGCUGCCUAUGACGAAUUUUUGGCUCUCGACGAAGAAAUGCGUCGCGGUGAUGUGGCCCCCGCCAGCGGCAAGACAAAGGGCAAGCGUAAGAGAAAUGCGGCAAAGGACGAUGACGAUUACAACCCGGGAAAGAAACCCAAGAAGGCCAAAAAGCCCAUCAGCAAGGUAAAGGAAGAUACCGCUUUCCAGAAAAUCGUCCUUGAACCGAAGGUAAUACAAAAACCGAAGCAAGUCAAAGUAAAAGCAGAGGGAAAGUCUCAGUCACCAACGCCAUCUUUUGAUAAGACGAACCAAAUCGAAGCCAACGGUAAGCAGCCAACCAUUUUUGACGCAAUUGUCAAGUCUGAGACAAAGAGCAAAGACAGCCAGAUCAGUGCAUUUUCCUCAAAGUUUAAAGAAUUAAGCGACUCUUUCGAUGCCGUAACAGACACCACUCCAUCUGAAGGUGCUCCUAGGAAGCAAAAAGCAACCCAAUCCAAAAGCAAAUCACCCAAGAGUGCUGCAACGUCCCAUGAAAGCGAUUCUGCUCAUUCUGACAGCGAUGAACCAAUACCGAUCAAGAGAUCGCCAAGAGCUGCAAGGUCCAGACGAGCUCCCAAAGUUGCUGCUCCAGAUCUCAUCGAACUGUCGGACGAUAGCUUUGUAGAAGCGAACGAUGAUGAGGGCUCAGACGAAUCUUUCCAUGACGAGGAUGAAUGA
This is a messenger RNA of Torulaspora globosa, 4173 nucleotides long. RefSeq names its product DNA topoisomerase 2 (gene TOP2). The transcript has a single exon. Gene Ontology annotation, cellular component: nucleus. The record is from RefSeq and is a predicted model, not a curated record. Gene Ontology annotation, molecular function: DNA topoisomerase type II (double strand cut, ATP-hydrolyzing) activity; ATP binding; DNA binding. Lineage: Eukaryota; Fungi; Ascomycota; Saccharomycetes; Saccharomycetales; Saccharomycetaceae. Bases 1 to 4173 code for a protein of 1390 amino acids. Gene Ontology annotation, biological process: resolution of meiotic recombination intermediates; sister chromatid segregation; DNA topological change.